Paramormyrops kingsleyae is the source of this 5110-nucleotide messenger RNA. It is a transcript of the gene rgl3a, whose product is annotated as ral guanine nucleotide dissociation stimulator-like 3a. Gene Ontology annotation, molecular function: guanyl-nucleotide exchange factor activity. NCBI's taxonomy places the organism in Eukaryota, Metazoa, Chordata, Actinopteri, Osteoglossiformes, Mormyridae. Gene Ontology annotation, cellular component: plasma membrane. Gene Ontology annotation, biological process: Ras protein signal transduction. The record is from RefSeq and is a predicted model, not a curated record.
ACAAACCAUCCUUUGAACUGCUAAUGUGAUUUCUGUCGUUUAAAAUCCACAUAUAUUUAAAGGACACUGACGGCGAGAAAUUUAACUUAAUCUUAACAUAAAGCAGCAAAAAUAUUUUAAUGGCAAUAACGGUUUAAUUAGCAAACAAUUUAACUUAAUUUUAGCAUAAAGCAACAGAAAUAGAUUUUAAUGGCAAAAAGAAAGGGUUUCAUUAUUAUAACAAAUUCACCGUCAGAUAAAUAAUAGGGAGACCUUCCCGUUUUGUCAUCCGCCAUCCAUCCAACCGAAAAAUUCCUUGCCCUGUGUCUAAAGAAAGAAUUAUGUUAACUUGCUAUAGUAUUUUUGUUCCUGAUCGACGACCGUAGGACUAUUAACGAUUUGUGUUUUCUGCAUCAUGUCAACCACACGAUAGAAACGUUUGUGGAAAACGUCGUAAAAAAAACAAAAAACGGCGUCAUCAUUUUACACACUGAUCCGAUGAUGCGAUCACCAUCUCUCAAAUGACCGAGAAUCAUGUUAUAAACGUUUGAAAAGCAAUAUGCAUUUUGAAGGAUUCCUCUUCAUACUCUCUUACUUUGCGGAUUAAUUAGCGCACACCCACAAAACCAGUCUCGCUGUCAAUGUGGACUAGGUUUUUCGGUUUAAGUAUUUUCGAACGUCGUUUUGUGCGUGGGAAAACGAAAAUUGGUCUGCGGACACUGCAGGACUAAAACAAAAGAAAAGGGCGAGAGAAAUGGGGCGUGAUGUUCAAAUAAAUGCAAACGGCAUGCGGGAAGGCAGCAGCCAUGUGUAACGGGACCUGAAGUUAAUCUCCUUCUUGGCAAUCAGCUGGAGCUCCACGUCUGAAUCUUCUCAGACCCCAGCGACCUAUAACGCGAAGGUAUGAGCUCAUGCCGCAGGUCCACACUGCCGCUGGCCAGGAGGGGGCGGGGCCUAUGGGCCAGGGUGAGCCAGAUGAGGAGGCGGCUGUGCCUGGACCACCAGAGCUGCGUGGACGUCCAGCUGGAGCCGCGGGCCGGCGUCUGGCUGCGCAGCUUCCACUUCCUGGACACGGAUCGCUACUCUCUGGAUCCAGUGCAGGAGUGGGGGGAGGAGCGAGAGGAGGGUGUUGUGUAUGGCGUGACCCUGCGGAGAGAGCCAGUCCAGCCGACCCCUGACACCACGGAUGGACAGCUGGGCCAGGGCUGCGCUCAGCAGCAGGUGUGCAAGCUACGGCGACUCAAGGCGACCACUCUGGACCGCCUGGUGGCCGAGCUUCUGGACCCAUCCUGUCAAGAGCCAAACUACAACCACAUCUUCCUGUGCACCUACCGAGCCUUUACCAGCACUAGCACGCUGGUUGAGCUGCUUUUCCAAAGGGACGACGUGCUCUCCGAGUUAUACCCUGACUGCCAAAACAGCUCCAUGCUUCCACUCAUCCAGACUUGGCUCGAUGAGUACAGUGAGGACUUCUGGGAUCCUCCACAGUGCCCGGCCCUACGGUUGCUCUCAGCCCACUUGUUCCAGCGGCCCUGCUUCCGCCGACUGGCCAAACGUGCUGAUACACUGCUGAGGAAAUUUCAGGAAGAGAGCAAUCUGCAGGAAAAGGCCUUGUUGGGGGAGGACGCUGAGAUGCUAGACGUUCAGGAUACAGAGGAGAUGAGCCUAACCUGGGAAAAUGCAGAGGAGCAGGUAGACUUCAUGGACUUCCCUGUGAGAGAUGUUGCAGAAGAGCUCACGCGAUUGGACGCUGAGCUCUUUGAGAAGGUUGUGCCAUUCCAGUGUCUGGGCUGUGUGUGGUCCCAGCGAGACAAGAAGGAGAACUUGGCACCCACUAUCCGAGCAACCGUCGCCCAGUUCAAUAUCGUCACUAACCGGGUCAUGACCUCGCUGCUGUGCAGCCCGGUCGGUGUGGUCAGCCCCACCAUUCCGCUGGCCAGCAGCCCUACCCAGAGGGCUCGGAUUAUCGAGAAGUGGAUCAGCGUGGCACAGGAGUGUAGGCAACUGAAGAACUUCUCCUCCUUGAGGGCGAUCUUGUCGGCUCUGCAGUCCAAUGCCAUCUACAGGUUAAAGAAGACCUGGGCGGCUGUCAGUAGGGAGUACAUUGCCAACUUUGAAAACCUCUGCGAGACCUUCACGGAUGAGAACGGUGUGCUGACCAGCAGGGAGAUUGUGGUGGAGGAUGAGAGCCAGUCGGCUGAGGACCCCUCCGGCCCUCACCAGUCCCCCAAGAUCUGCCCUCCGCCGAUGAGCGCAGCCAGUGGCGUCAUUCCCUACCUGGGCACGUACCUCACCAUCCUGACCAUGCUGGACACCGCGCUGCCCGACACUGUGGAGGGUGGUCUCAUCAACUUCGAGAAGCGGAGGAGGGAGUUUGAGAUCCUUUCCGAGAUCCGGCAGCUCCAGGGCACCUGCUCCCUGUACAGUCUCCCCCCCCACGCCCAGAUCGCUGCACGGCUACAGGACUGCGAGCUGCUGUCUGACCAGACCAGCUAUGAGCUGUCUCAGGAGCUGGAGCCCCCGGUCGACACCUAUCCCAGCCCCCCCACCUCCUGGGCCCCCCGGCUAAUUAGCAAGAAGCUGACUUCGCUGUUGACCCCGGGCGAUGGUACAAACAGCAAGACACAUGCAGACCAGAUCAGUGUGUCUUCCACGGGGUCCAGCAGCUCGGACUUGGACGAAUUAUCAACGCCGCAGCUGUCACCGAGAGGCAAGUCUUCACCCUGCCCUUCUCACGAAGACGUUGAAGCCUCCCCGUCUGCCAGUUCAGAAAUCUCCAUGACCUCCGGCUCCCAGACAGACGCAUCAGUUUCCCCGUCCGUCUCCAUGAGUCAGGACCCCAGCCCUGGUUCCCACGCCUCUGCCUCCACGAGCUCUCAGCCCGUCUACAACAAGCAGGUGGCCGACUCGUGCAUCGUGCGGGUCAGCGUGGAGUGCGGCAACAACGGCAACGUCUACAAAAGCAUCCUGCUGACGAGUCAGGACAAGACUGCGCAGGUCAUCCAGAGGGCACUGGAGAAGCACAAUUUGGAAGGUGUGGACAUCCAUAAUUUCACCCUCAGCCAGGUGUUGCCUGAGGACAAAGAGCUGUGCAUUCCAGACAAAGCCAAUGUGUUCUAUGCAAUGUCCACCUCAGCCAACUAUGACUUUAUCUUGCGGCGGAGAUGGAAGAGCCACCUAAGACUCCUGGAAGGUGCCUCCACCUCAGGGUCUCUGACAACGCAUCACCAAGCCAAGUGACAGCACCCUCUUUGGCCUGGAGGAAUUACUACAGCAGAAGAGGGGAGACAGGUUGUCAUUGGGAAGGAAGAGAAAAGGCAGCAGCUGUGUUUGUUGUCCUUGGAGGUGAAAAGCAUUUCAGUGCAGACCAGAACCCAAAGAGAAAGGACAGAAAGGGGGGCGGGGGCUGGCUGAAGAUCGUCACAAAGGUGCAGAGAUGCAUGAGCACUUCAUCUGAAGACAUGAAGAGGAGUGAACAGGAUCAUUUGUAGAUUUGGCUUGUGUCCGGAGGGACACAUUUUAUGUAAAGUAAUAAGCAUUUUCUUAGUGUAUAAAUGCUAGUGAACAAGGAAGGACACGAAGAAGCACUUUAGGAUGAAUACGAGUACGUUGGGAGUGACUUUGGGAAGACUUUUUGGGGAAUGUUGGUGCUCCAAACGGAUUUCUCGAAUUGGUUUGUUCUGCUUAGUCAUCCACUAAUUAUUUACACCUAAUAUAGUGACUAAAAGCCACACGCUAUUGCCUCGCAUGCAAUUAAAUGCACUCUAAAAGGAGCACAUACUUUCUGAUAUAAUCGGCUAGCAGCCCCGAUUUCACGUGAUUUGCAUUUGCACAAAUUAGGAAACCUUUGCACGUAGCCAGAGCCUUCAGAAAGACUCAUCGCAUUGUGUCCUUAAGCCACGCAGACACCCCGUGUCCUAAAAAAAGGAAAGUCUUUCUGAAACACGCGAUACAGGCGUGAUGUGGGGAAGCGCCCCUCGCUGCAGUUUUGUGGAGUGGAAUGCCGACGAGCGUUCCAGGAGAGCUUUCGGUUGGGCGGGAGGUGUGAAGCCUUGCUUGGGACACGCCCCGAUGAGAGUUUCAACCUAAGGAGAGUGAUUGCCCAACUGGACUGGCGGCAUUCCAGCGCAACACCCUGACUUGACAAGUCAGUUCUUCGCAGUGCGGGACACCCACGGCGCCAUAGUGAUUAUUACCACUGCAGCGGAUGGGAGAAUGUUUGCCUGCAGCCGGGUUUUCCGGCACGAUGUUAUUUCAGUGUUACUACCCAGGGAAAAUGAAGGACUCGUACCGCUCAAGACCUAAGAAUCUGUGAAAGGAUCUUGUGGUGCUUCAGUUUCAGCCCAGACCCUGUUUGUUCUGUCAUCCCCCAUCGUCUCACUCGUUUUGCCAGUGUUGUGUUCUGUCUGCUCUCUCCUCCGGAGAACUCCCAUUGUCUCAAGUGUCCUGCCAGUGUUAUUUUCUGCUCUGAUCAUUUCCAAGCUGAAUGUUCCCCCUUGCGUAUUAAAAUUGCAGAAGAUGUCUAUUGCACAAGUUAGAGGAUAAGUAACCGACGAAUGAAAGUCCGCCUUAUCUUUCCAGGCGUAACCAAGAUGCGCUUUUAUUCUGAGGAUUAUCCCUGAACUGACAUUCCCUCUGAUCUGAGUUUGUUUUUAAUUUAUAUUGUUUUAAUUUUAUCUGUGCAUUUUAAAUAUUAUAUUGUAUAUUUAAUAUAUUGUCGUGUUUAUUGUUGGUCUUUCUAUGUCCCAGCUAUUGUUUUUUCUUCUUCUUUCCCAAUAAUGAGUCUCUGAGCGAUUUGCCUGACACUCGAGGAAGUAUUUAUGUAAAUGAGAGUGAAGCUAAACAAUGAGCUGUGUGUGUGUGUGUGUGUGUGUGUCUGUGUGCACGUGCAGGAGAUGUCGAUAAGGUUGUCGGUGUGCUGUUUAAAUCUGGGCUGUUAUCAGAGUCCUUCUGACCAGCACCUUGUACCAUACUCCAGGCGACAGCUCGGUGUCCAUCUUUUCCGUUUCCCAUGUACCCAGUAGAAUGCAUCGCAUUGCAUGACCUUUGUGUCUCUCCUCUGGCUCUGUGUAACUGUCAUUGCUUUUAAACUUCGCAGCAAUAGUUACAAAUAAAAACUUAUAUGUUCGUU